CUCCUUCGUCUUGCGGAGAGGGCGGGGCUAGGAGGAGGGCUGCGUGGUGAUUGGAUUGGUUGCUGCUCGGGGGCGGGCCGUCAUCGCCCCGGCCCUGAUUGGUUGGCGGAUCCGCGGGACGCCAGGCCCUAGCGCGUGGAGUCAUGGGUCAGCCUGCCAAGGUUUUACAGCUCUUUAAAACACUGCACAGGACCAGACAACAAGUUUUUAAAAAUGAUACCAGAGCCUUAGAAGCCAGAGUAAAGAUCAACGAAGAGUUCAAAAACAAUAAAAGUGAGACUUCUCCUAAGAAAAUCAAAGAGCUGAUAAAAAUGGGUUUCGAUGUUGAACUGUUGCUCAGAACGUCUGUCAUACAAGGUAUUCACACUGACCACAACACACUGAAACUGGUCCCCAGGAAAGACCUUCUUACAGAAAAUGUGCUGUACUGCGACGCACCACCUCAGAAGCCGUGAGCUUUCUAGGAUGAAACCGUCUUAGCACUUUUAACUUUAAGUACAUAACUCUGGCAAAAGGCCUAGAUAUGCAGAUAUUUUUUUCUGAACUGACAUUGAAAAUGAAUGAAUGAAAGAAUAGCUUCAUAAUUGAGUUUCCCAAGGAAAGGACAUACUGUGAACUGCAGAACACAAUGCAGUGUUCUGAGGACGUAGCCGUGACUGUUCAUUCUCACUAAAAACCAAACCUACAGUGACAGGAGCGAGAAGGAAGGAUGCUAUGGCCGCUUCUGUCCUUUUGAGAAGUGUUUUGGCCUUACCAAAGCUGUUUGACAGCAAAGUGCUUUAACACUCAUCUAUGAGAAACACAAUAAGUAUAAAUUUCAAGGUUAAGUUGAUGUUUAAUCCUCCAAAUAUUAAAUGGCAAAAACCAAACAUUUUCUGCCAGCUUUUUACAAAAGGCUAUUGUUUCCCAAAACCCUGUAGUUAUUUCAGUAGCUAACAAAUAAUUAUAUGGGUUUUUUUCUGGCAAUAGUUGUUUCUCUGUGUUCUUUUAAAAGACAUUUUAAACCAGUCUCCUGAAGAUAAACUAUCAGAAUCAUUUUGGAGUCACUAUGGAAAAGGGACAUCCUGACUUUUUGGGAAAUAGUGCCCCCCCCUCCAGUUAGACUUCAUUGUGAAAUGUAAUUGAAGGCAGCAUUCUCGUUUUAACCUAUAAAACCUAAAUGACCCUUCUCCACACCACCCGAUGAGGCUGAUAGGAACACAGAGGGCUGGGAGUCCACCAUCUAGUGCUAGGAGCUAGAAGAUGGUGUUUACUGUCCACCUCUCUCUGCUCUGCUUGUCUUGACAAUUCUGUAUUCAGGAUGAAUAGUGUGUUCUUUCCCAUUCACAGGUGAACUUCCUCCCACUCCACGAUGAUCAGGAUUUUUAAUGUUUACAAGACUCUCAAUGCAAGCUCUGUUUGUCAGUAGGACACACUGGUGUAUCUGUACUGAAUGAAAAGUGCCAUCCUAGAGAAUUUGGCGUGUUCAAAAAUU
Messenger RNA from Nannospalax galili (Upper Galilee mountains blind mole rat), 1474 nucleotides. RefSeq names its product LYR motif containing 7 (gene Lyrm7). NCBI's taxonomy places the organism in Eukaryota, Metazoa, Chordata, Mammalia, Rodentia, Spalacidae. The transcript is spliced from 5 exons. Bases 144 to 455 code for a protein of 103 amino acids. The record is from RefSeq and is a predicted model, not a curated record. Gene Ontology annotation, biological process: mitochondrial respiratory chain complex III assembly.